Molecule: messenger RNA, 864 nt
Organism: Serpula lacrymans var. lacrymans S7.9
Lineage: Eukaryota; Fungi; Basidiomycota; Agaricomycetes; Boletales; Serpulaceae
Exons: 4
Coding region: 1-864 (287 amino acids)
Biological process (GO): fungal-type cell wall biogenesis; (1->6)-beta-D-glucan biosynthetic process
Cellular component (GO): endoplasmic reticulum membrane
Source: RefSeq, a predicted model, not a curated record
AUGGCCUCUCGUGCUAUAAUCCUCGCAUCUCUCUUUUGCGCGGCCGGAGUCUCUGCAUUUUCUGAUACAUCACCGUUCGUAGCAUGGUCAUCUCACAAAUCAGACGUGCUCGAACUUCUACCCGUAAAGUCUGCACUCAGUUCGGACGCUUUGCUUGGUAGCAUUUUCUCGCACAACGACAUCUGUGACUACGAUGCCAUUGUAGUCAUUGACCAGCCUGGGCUGCGCAGCUCUGACCUGCGAACACUCCCAGCAUCCUCCAUUCUGGCGAGGUCGCUGAGCUCAGCCCCUUCUUCUCGUCAAUUCCAAUACAUGAAGCAUGGGCCCAGCUCCUCUUUGGCGGAUGUCGCUGAAAUGAUAUCCAGUCGAUGUGGGUCUCGGCGUAUCGACAUGGUCCCCGGGCAAGGAGCAGCCAAUCUAGAGGAGGGUCCAAAGCACGUUGUCUGUAUGAACAUGCCACACUUGGAAGAGAGCGUCGAAUUCAGAAAGGCGUCCAUGCUUGAUCACGAAUCCCGGAUUUCUAGCGAACUCGCCAACAUCGGUGCAGCUUUCCCAAAACACCUCGUUGUGCUCACUGGUUCGCCCGUUGGACUCUUCAGUAGACAGGCUUCUGGGUACGACUCUCCUGCUCCGGAGUUGAAUGGUUCGGCCCUACAGAGCCACGCCGACUUCAAAGCACCCGCUGGUGGCAUACUCAAACGAUAUCAGCUCCUCACACCUGCCUUGAUCACUACGCUUUUGAUCACAUUCUUCGUCCUCGUGCCCAUAGUGAUGCUAGGCGUUUCAACAUUGUCGAGUAUACAAUCGCCUUUGCGCUUGGAAGCACCAAAGGGCUAUAAUGCUCAGGAGAAGAAGGUUCAAUAA